CCAUCCUGAAGUACAUGGGUGAUUACCCCUCCAAACGGACCCGCUCAGUGAAUGAGCUGACAGAUCAAAUCUUCGAAGGGGCCUUGAAGGCGGAAGCCCUCCGAGACGAGAUUUACUCGCAGGUCCUGAAGCAACUGACGGACAACCACGUGAAGUACAGCGAGGAGAAAGGCUGGGAGCUGCUCUGGCUGUGCACGGGUCUCUUUGCGCCGAGUAACGUCCUGCUCCUUCACGUCCAGAGAUUCGUCCAGUCUCGGAAGCAUCACCCGCUCGCCAACGACUGCCUUCAGAGGCUGCAGAAAGCGCUGAGGAACGGGUCCCGAAAAUACCCUCCCCAUUUGGUGGAAGUGGAGGCCAUUCAGCAUAAAACGACGCAGAUUUUCCAUAAAGUCUAUUUCCCGGAUGACACCGAUGAGGCUUUUGAAGUGGAAUCGGGCACGAAAGCCAAGGAUUUCUGUCAAAGCAUCUCCAAACGGCUCCUCUUGAAAUCAUCGGAGGGAUUCAGUCUUUUUAUCAAGAUUUCAGACAAGGUGAGUUUACAACUUAUUGCAGGCUGGACUUUAUUCGGACUUAUAUCCCGUGUUAACGGAAGCUUCCCAAGCCCGGCCUAUUAAUAUUGGAAGCCUAAAAGGUACGAAGA
Molecule: messenger RNA, 640 nt
Organism: Thamnophis sirtalis
Lineage: Eukaryota; Metazoa; Chordata; Lepidosauria; Squamata; Natricidae
Source: RefSeq, a predicted model, not a curated record